AUUUUAGAUCCAACGGUUCAAUUUAACUCGAAAAUUUGCAAGCAAAUAAAGUACUAUUUGAAAUAAAACUAAAAAAACAAAAAAGUGAGUCCUCGAGUGGGAAGGGUUUUGCAAGGGGUUUAGGAAAUGAAUUCAGUGCGGCGAGGUUGUCAUGCGUCCAACGCCAUUCUCCUCCGUCUUCGCCAUUACUCCUCCUCCACUCGCAAAUCCAAAUCCAAAUUUCCAAAACCCACUGAAAUACCUUUUCAACCCAAACUUGCCAACUCUGUCAACCUAAUCGGUACCGUUCACAAACCAGUUCAUAUUCAAACUUCUCCCGACGGAAAUCUCUUCGCCUCCACCGUCAUCACUCGUCUUGCCCAAAACUCUUCUUCUCUUUUGAUUCCUGUUGUAUUCCAAGGUGAUCUUGCUCAUACUGCUAAUUUUCAUCUCAAACAAAACGACGUCGUUCAUGUUGCUGGACAACUCACUACUCAUCCUUCACAUUCCACUCCUCUUUCUCAGUUUCAGGUUAUUGUUGAAAGCCUUAACUUUGUUCAAGAUUAUCCUCCUGUGGCGAAGGCUUCUUUAAAUUAUAAGGAAAAAACAAUUUAUUCGCCCGAAAGCAAUGAGGAGGAAAUCAAUCCAUCACAGAAAGAUAUGCAUUCCGAGCAAAGUGAGGAACAUGACAAAGAAAAAUUCUGGAAGGAUGUCCUUAAUAAUCCAAGUGAAUGGCGGGAUGUCCAAUCAACAAAGGAAAGUGCAGAAAGUACAGCUUUUGAAAGAAAGCCAAAUGGUGAAAUACAAUCUGAAGUGAAACAAUCAAUGACUGGCGGGGAAAAGAAAUACCCAGACUCUUUGUCAAGUUCUUGGAGCAAUCUUCUAGGCGAUCCAAAGCAGUGGUGGGAUUACCGUGAUAGCAAACGCAAAGAAUUGGUGAGUCCAAGGUACCCUGACUUCAAGCGCAAGGAUGGAAGUGCUCCUAUCUGGAUCGACAGAGCUCCAAAGUGGGUUUUAUCUAGACUGCAAGAACUAGAAUUUGACAUUCCGGUUGUUAAACCCAAACAAGCAAAGGACGGUAAUGGUGAUCAGUCCUGGAACGAUUUGGUGCAAAAUCCAGCUAAAUGGUGGGAUAAUAGAUUAAACAAGAAGAAUGAAAGAGGUCCUGAUUUCAAGCACAAAGAAACUGGUGAAGGGCUGUGGCUUAAAGACUCACCAAGUUGGGUGUUACCAAAAUUGCCACCCUUGCAGCCUAAACAAAUUGAAGUAAGUAGUAACUAGAAGAAAACAAACACUGACUUUACUAGCAUUGGAAAAAGAAGCAGAAACUGGAGUCAAUUACCAAGUUGGAUUAUAUCAUUCUGCCUGUUUUUUCUGUUUCUCUUCCAUGUAAUUAAUUUAUCCUUUCUCAAAGUUCUGUUGUUUUGAUAAAUCAUAGCAGUGAUUUGAGAUGCAGUACAGUGAUCAUGUUUUUGAAACCAUUUGUCUUUAUAUUAAUUAAUUAAUUAGUCUACAUUUGUGUUUGUA
Cicer arietinum (chickpea) is the source of this 1506-nucleotide messenger RNA. RefSeq names its product protein OSB2, chloroplastic-like. NCBI's taxonomy places the organism in Eukaryota, Viridiplantae, Streptophyta, Magnoliopsida, Fabales, Fabaceae. The record is from RefSeq and is a predicted model, not a curated record. Gene Ontology annotation, cellular component: mitochondrial nucleoid. Gene Ontology annotation, molecular function: single-stranded DNA binding. Gene Ontology annotation, biological process: positive regulation of helicase activity; mitochondrial DNA replication.